Molecule: messenger RNA, 4219 nt
Organism: Rubroshorea leprosula
Lineage: Eukaryota; Viridiplantae; Streptophyta; Magnoliopsida; Malvales; Dipterocarpaceae
Source: the annotation of a GenBank genome assembly
AAACAACUGAACAAUGAGGAAGAAACGUCAACAUAUACUAAAUUAAAAAAAGAAGGGGAAAAAAGAGCAAAAAAGCGACGUUGAUUUGUUAUCAGUUGUGUCAUUUUCUGCUCUUAAACUCCGCCGUUGAUUUUUUUUUUUUUACCCCCUCAAGCUCGACCUCCAAUGUUGCUCCUCUUGAUCGGUGUUCGAUAAAAUGCCUAUGAGAAGUUGUGGAAUCUGUUCCGAUUUGUAUCUGUAAGUAUUUUGCUUCAGAAAUGGAUUUUGCGUGUGCUUUUCAGAAUAGGAGCGUGUUUCGCGGUGGUGAGGGGACUGGUUGUGGUAUAUUGGAUCCAUUGCAUUUGAGGUUAAGAGGUAGAGGCUUUUUCUAUGAUGUUUGUGAUAGGAGGAUUGCUAUGAACGCACGACCUACUAGGAAAAUUAGAAAAUAUAAUGCAUACGGUGGUUGCUUGAAAUCCAGUAUGGUUUUUAGAGGAAAAUUCAAUAGUCAUUUGUAUAGUUGGAAUUCAAAUACACCCUUGGUUUGUAGUUUUGAUGAUGGUUUGAGGUUAAGAGGAGUUAAAUCGUGUUGUCAAGGUGGUGAUUCUUUGGCAUAUGUUGAUGGGAACAGUCAGGAUACAGAGUUUGUAGAGAGCAGUGAUGGCAGUUCUGAUGGCAUUGAAUCAAAUGGUUUGGGAGAAGAAGGGGAAAAUGAAACUGUAGUGGCAGCACCUACCAUGGAUGAAUUGAGGGAAUUGUUGCAAAAGGCAAUGAAAGAACUGGAUUUGGCACGUCUCAACAGUGCGAAGUUUGAGGAGAAGGCUCAGCGAAUAUCAGAAACCGCAAUAGCCUUGAAGGAUGAAGCAGCUAAUGCUUGGGAUGAUGUUACUAACACCCUUGAUAAGAUUCAGGAAAUUGUUAUGGAAGAGUCUGUCGCUAAGGAGGCUGUUCAUAAAGCAACAAUGGAAGUAUCUUUGGCCGAGGCAAGGCUUCAGGUAGCUGUAGAGUCAUUAAAGGCUAGAAAAGAAGUGAAUGAUUCCCCUGAAAGUUCUGGAGAAAGUGAUGUUAAAGAUGAUAUCAGGAAACUCAAUGAGGCACUUUUGACUGCUCAGGAUCAUAUUAAGGAAUGUCAGGAGAAUUUGGCCAACUGUGAGGAAGAGUUGAGGCGCUUGCAAAAUAAAAAAGAAGAGUUGCAGAAGAAAGUGGAAAGGUUGAAUGAGGUUGCAGAGAAAGCCCAGAUGGAUUCGCUGAAAGCAGAGGAAGAGGUAGCAAAUAUUAUGCUUUUGGCAGAGCAAGCUGUUGCUUUUGAAUUAGAGGCUGCACAGUGUGUGAAUGAUGCAGAAAUUGCAUUACAGAGAGCUGAGAAGUCUCUUUCAAGUUCCAAUGCUGAUACUGCAGAAACAUCGGAAGCACAGGUAUUGGAGGAAGAGACUGUUCUUGAGGAGGAUAAGAGUGGUCAAGGGAGUUCUACGGAUGUUAUUGUUGAAAGAGAAAGGGAUACGCAGAUUAAUGGUGAUAAUUUAGUUUCUGAUAAAGCUAGUCUGAGUCCUGAAGUGCUCAGCCAAUUUGAUGAUUUGAGUGAUCAUGAGAAUGGAAAGCUAGGUGCAGACUCUACUAAAGAAGAUGAAGUUGAAGCAGAAAAGUCAAAGAAUGCUGUUCAACCAAAAAAGCAGGAAACUCAAAAGGAUAUCACUAAGGAGAGUUCAGCUCCUAAUGCCCCAAAGGCAUCAUUGAAAAAAUCUUCUCGUUUCUUUUCUGCAUCAUUCUUUUCUUUCACUUAUGAUGGGACAGAGUUCACUCCAGCAUCAGUUUUCAAGAGUCUCAUGGAGGCUACAAGGAAACAAUUUCCGAAGCUGGUUGUUGGAUUAUUGCUCUUCGGAGCUGGGGCUGCCUUCUAUGCUAAUCGAGCAGAGAGGACUUCUCAGCUGCUUCAACAACCUGAUGUCAUUAGUACUAGCAUUGAAGAAGUUUCCUCAAAUACAAAGCCUCUGAUCCGACAAAUACAGAAACUUCCUAAAAGAAUAAGAAAAUUACUUGCGAUGCUUCCCCAGCAAGAGAUGAAUGAGGAGGAAGCUUCCCUCUUUGAUGUUUUGUGGUUACUGCUUGCAAGUGUUAUAUUUGUGCCUAUAUUUCAGAAAAUUCCAGGAGGCAGCCCUGUUCUUGGAUACUUGGCUGCUGGCAUCCUGAUUGGGCCUUAUGGCCUUUCUAUAAUCCGUCAUGUGCAUGGUACAAAGGCAAUGGCUGAAUUUGGAGUUGUUUUCUUGCUAUUUAACAUUGGCCUUGAGCUCUCUGUUGAAAGGCUGAGUUCCAUGAAGAAAUAUGUUUUUGGAUUAGGUUCUGCCCAGGUCUUGGUGACAGCAGCUGUGGUUGGCUUAGUUGCUCACUUUGUUGCUGGGCUGCCUGGUCCUGCUGCAAUAGUAAUUGGGAAUGGACUGGCAUUAUCUUCGACUGCUGUGGUACUGCAGGUCUUACAGGAGCGAGGUGAAAGCACUUCGCGUCAUGGACGUGCUACAUUUUCUGUUUUACUUUUUCAGGACUUGGCUGUUGUCGUAUUGCUUAUACUCAUACCUCUUGUCUCACCAAAUUCCUCCAAAGGAGGGAUUGGUUUUCGAGCCAUUGCUGAAGCUCUAGGACUUGCAGCUGUUAAAGCAACCAUUGCCAUUGCAGCAAUUAUAGCUGGUGGACGCUUGUUGCUUCGACCAAUAUAUAAGCAAAUUGCAGAAAAUCAAAAUGCAGAGAUAUUCUCUGCCAAUACACUUCUUGUUAUUCUUGGGACCAGUCUCCUUACGGCUAGGGCUGGGCUUUCCAUGGCAUUGGGAGCAUUUCUAGCUGGUUUGCUCCUUGCAGAAACCGAGUUCUCUUUACAGGUUGAAUCAGAUAUCGCUCCUUAUCGUGGGCUUCUUCUGGGUCUCUUCUUCAUGACGGUUGGAAUGUCUAUUGAUCCAAAACUUCUUGUUUCAAAUUUUCCUGUCAUCAUGGGGACAUUAGGGCUCUUAAUUGGUGGCAAGGCUGCAUUGGUGGCCUUAGUUGGUAGACUUUUUGGUAUUUCAGUCAUAUCUGCAAUUAGGGUUGGUCUCCUUCUAGCUCCUGGUGGAGAGUUUGCUUUUGUGGCUUUUGGUGAAGCUGUUAAUCAGGGUAUCAUGUCUUCUCAGCUAUCCUCUCUGCUCUUUCUUGUUGUUGGGAUCUCAAUGGCCCUAACACCAUGGCUAGCUGCUGGAGGCCAGCUAAUUGCCUCUCAUUUUGAUCUGCAUGAUGUUAGAAGUUUAUUACCAGUUGAGAGUGAGACUGAUGAUUUGCAAGAUCAUAUUAUCAUAUGUGGAUUUGGACGUGUUGGUCAGAUCAUAGCUCAGCUUCUUUCAGAAAGCUUAAUUCCAUUUGUUGCCCUUGAUAUAAGGAGUGAUAGAGUGGCUUUUGGCCGUGCACUGGAUCUUCCUGUUUAUUUUGGAGAUGCUGGCAGUAAGGAGGUCCUCCAUAAAGUUGGUGCAGAAAGAGCAUGUGCUGCAGCAAUAACCUUGGAUACGCCUGGUGCUAAUUAUAGAACCGUUUGGGCUCUGAGCAAGUAUUUCCCAAAUGUGAAGACUUUUGUUCGUGCUCAUGAUGUUGACCACGGCCUUAAUUUGGAAAAGGCUGGGGCAACAGCUGUUGUGCCUGAGACCUUGGAACCAAGUCUGCAGUUAGCAGCUGCUGUUCUUGCACAGGCAAAAUUACCGACAUCUGAGAUUGCAGCAACAAUCAAUGAAUUCAGAUCUCGCCACCUCUCAGAGCUCACUGAGCUAUGCGAAGCUAGGGGAAGUUCUCUUGGUUAUGGAUUUUCUCGUAUGAUGAGUAAAUCCAAAACCCAACUAUCAGAUUCAUCAGACGGAAAUGAAGUUACUGAGGGCACUCUCGCAAUAUGAUAGAUAACAUGGUUUUAACAGGUUACUGGGUGAGAAUUUUUCAAAGAAAAUAAGAAGUGACUAAUGGAGAACCAUAUGGUAGAUCACAAACGUCUAUUGGUAUAAUUUGUACACAAAAAGGACCAAAAGGUGAGAGGAGAUGGACAGACUUUCCAUUAAUUCCAUUUUUCUCCAUUAUUAAUUACUUUAGCAAUUCUGAUAAAGACAUUUCUCCAUGUAUCCUCUGCAAGGACAUCAUUUUUAUUGUGUUGUAACUUGCAGCAGGCAGGAAAAAAAAAUUGGAAGGCGGUUGUUCCAUUUGUAUUUUUAAUCAAUAUGGGCAUCAAUGAAAUUUUGGACUUUUA